Salvia hispanica is the source of this 854-nucleotide messenger RNA. NCBI's taxonomy places the organism in Eukaryota, Viridiplantae, Streptophyta, Magnoliopsida, Lamiales, Lamiaceae. The record is from RefSeq and is a predicted model, not a curated record.
CCCACCGCCAAAACUUAUCAGGCUAGCAAAUUAUCAAAUUCAUCGCACUUCUAUGAAUUUCUUCGCCAAUUCGGGGUUUUGAUUUUCAAUUUCGUCACGGAUGGAACGAUAUAGGAUAUCAGACGAUAAAGAUGGCGAAGUGGAAUUCGAUUCCAGAUCAACGGCAGAAUCAUCAUCAUCGCCGUCGAGAUCACUGCCGAUUUCGACCUCGCCGUCCGAUUCCACCGGCUCUGGUUCUUCCGACGACGAAACGGAGGCUGACUCCUUCUCCGCCGCAACGUCUCCUUCACCACCGCCUGCAGUCGAUCUGCGCUUCCUCGAAUCUGUUGCCUUCUCCGACGACGCGGCGGAGCUCUUCCUUCUCCACCGAGUGGCCGAGUAGCUCCACCAUCGCCCACUCGAUUGUGCUGCUCGUCAUCUCCAAACCGGCGAGGAACACUUCCUGCGUGAGAGUGUGACGGUUAAUGGAAAUGAGUGCAGGCCUUUAAUUGGUGGAGAGGUCACUGAAUCUCUUUCAGUUAUAACUUGCAAUGUCUCGGUGUUUUCCCUCCCCUCCCCCCCGCCUAGAUAUGAGUUGGAGGGAAGAUCUGAUCAUGUGAAUUUGAUCACAGAGGUUUGUGUGGGUAAUCAAACUGGCUGAUAUGCUGAACAAUUUCUUCUACAUUUGAAGUUUUGAAUGAUAUUGCAUUGUUGAUGUGUGUUACUUGAUGUUUGUCUUAAAACAAAACAAUUUCUUGUUACCAUCUGCUGAUUCAGCUCAAUUUCAUUCGAUUUGUUGACCGAGAAAUCGUUGAUUGCAUGCCAAUAGAAGCCGUCGUCGGUGAAAGCUGUUGACAUUUUGCUAUAAGUUGUUG